Molecule: messenger RNA, 1290 nt
Organism: Aspergillus sclerotioniger CBS 115572
Lineage: Eukaryota; Fungi; Ascomycota; Eurotiomycetes; Eurotiales; Aspergillaceae
Product: putative L-serine dehydratase
Exons: 1
Biological process (GO): L-serine catabolic process; L-threonine catabolic process
Molecular function (GO): pyridoxal phosphate binding; L-serine ammonia-lyase activity; threonine deaminase activity
Source: RefSeq, a predicted model, not a curated record
CCAACAUACAAAACCCCAUGGAACCCAACCCCCCUUGUCGAAUCCACGACCCUCUCCCGCGCCGCAGGAUGUAGAAUCUUCCUGAAACUCGAAAACAUCCAACCCAGCGGCUCCUUCAAGUCCCGCGCCAUGGGCAACCAAAUCCUUUCACACCUCCGCAAGCCCGAGAACUUCCACAAGCCCGUCCACUUCUACGCCUCCUCUGGCGGCAACGCCGGUUUGGCCGCCGUCUGCGCAGCCCGGACCCUAGGCUACCCCUGCACCGUGGUGGUACCCGUCUCCACAAAGCCAUUGAUGGUGCAGAAGCUCCGGAACGCCGGUGCCGCGGACGUGAUCCAGUACGGGGAGACGUUCUCUGAAGCGGGCCAGUACAUGAAAGACGUUGUUAUGAGCGGCGGUAGCGGUGAUGGUGGUGAGGAAAGCGAAGAUGUCGUGAAGAUUGCUCUCCAUCCGUUUGAUAAUGAGCCGAUCUGGGCGGGGAAUAGCACUAUUGUUGAUGAAUUGGUGGAGCAGAUUCCUCCUGCCGUUGGGGAAGAAGAAGAGGAAACUCAUGCUGGUCGUGCGUUGCCUGUUGAUGCGAUUGUUUGUAGUGUUGGGGGUGGGGGGUUGUUGAAUGGAUUGGUUAUGGGGAUUGAGCGGUAUCGGGAUGCUGCUGAUGCUGAUGCGAAGCCGGUUCAUAUUGUUGCGGUGGAGACGAAGGGUACGGACUCGUUGGCUACGGCGUUGGAGAAGAAGGAGCUUGUCUCGUUGCCGAAGAUCACGUCGCAGGCUACGUCGUUGGGGGCGAUCAGGGUCUCGGAGCGGACGUUUCGGUAUGCGGUUGAGCCGCCGCCUGGAGUGAAGGUGCAUAGUGCGGUGUUUUCGGAUGCGGAGGCCGCGAGGGGUGUGCUGAGGCUUGUGGAUGAUGAGAGGUUGUUGGUUGAGUUGGCUUGUGGGGUUUGUGUGGAGGCUGCGGUUGGGGGGUCGGGGGCAUCGAGGUCCUCUGGGUUGGUGUCUGCAGGGCAGAAGAGGAAGAGGGGUGUUGAGGUUGAGUAUGUGGGAAAAGAUGAAGGGUAUGGUGAUGAUCGGCUGUCUGCUGGGGAGAAUGAGGAUGAUAGUCCUGCUCCUUCUGUGUCGUCGUCAUCGUCGUCAUCACCCGGGGGGUUGCAGUCCAAGCUUAAGCAGUUGGUGCCUGGCUUGACUGCGGAUAGUCGAGUGGUGAUUAUUGUUUGUGGUGGCAGCAAUGUCACGAUUGAUAUGGCGGCGGAAUGGAGGAAGAUGCUGGCGGAGGGCUGGGCCACGUUGGAGUGA